Messenger RNA from Caenorhabditis briggsae, 2403 nucleotides. NCBI's taxonomy places the organism in Eukaryota, Metazoa, Nematoda, Chromadorea, Rhabditida, Rhabditidae. Gene Ontology annotation, biological process: magnesium ion homeostasis; transport. Gene Ontology annotation, molecular function: transmembrane transporter activity. The record is from RefSeq and is a predicted model, not a curated record. Gene Ontology annotation, cellular component: plasma membrane.
AUGUCCUCAAAAUGUGUGAACCUUCUCAUAUGCUUAUCCACAAUAUUAUAUACUCACCACGUGGCAAACGCGCAAAAUGGAAUCAAUGACGACGUCACUACAGUAUCCGCGAUUCUGGACUCGGCUACGACGGCGGCGCAGGCUGUGGAUAAUUCUACUAUAGCGCCCACCAACAACAACAACACAAAUUUGGGACUGAAGACUCCAACAAUUUUCGGGAUGCGUGUUGAAUUGCCAGCUGAUGAUCCGUUUGGUUACGACAAGCAUGGUGUCUGUUCUGUAACCCCCGAGGAAGAAUUCAAAGUUGUGAUCUAUGGAAAUCAUUUGGAUAAAAUCCACCAAAUCAUCUGGACCUUUACCAAUAACUGCUCGGAACCAGCCUACGUAAUAGAUGCUUUGAACCACUUCAAAAUCCAUUUCAACCACAAAGCCACAUUCCAUCUGACACUGAAACUACUUCCCGAGAUGGUUCAUGCUUAUAAAAUGUGUGUGAAACCAAAACUACCACCAGGAUCACCACCAUUGGGAGAGAUUUAUCCGAUCGACGACAUCUCCACAUGGCUAACCACCGAACGUCCACCCAAAGAAUACUUCCUUCCACUACCUCUUCAAAUCACUUGCAUCGGAUUCCUCCUAUGCCUCUCUGCCCUUUUCUCCGGCCUGACUCUCGGAUUAAUGUCUCUAACCCCUCAAGAAUUGGAACUUGUUAUCAAAUCUGGAGCAGUGAAGGAACAAAAAUGUGCAGCAAAGAUUUUACCAAUCCGAAAGAAGGGAAAUCUUCUUUUAUGCUCUCUUCUACUGGGAAAUGUUAUUGUGAACUCUGCAAUUUCAAUUUUGAUGGGAGAAUUGACAACUGGAAUUUAUGCUUUGAUUGGGUCAACGCUCGGAAUUGUGAUUUUUGGAGAGAUUCUGCCGCAGAGUAUUUGUGUGAAAAAGGGACUGGAAGUCGGAGCACACACCAUUCAAAUCACGCAACUUUUCAUUUUGCUGACAUUUGUCAUUGCUUGGCCAGUAUCCAAACUUUUGGAUUGCCUGCUGGGAGAUGAAUAUCAAGCCUACGAUCGCAAACGUCUCAUGGAACUGAUCAAAAUGUCGAUAACUGACAACGGUCAAGUCUCCAACGAACUCAAAAUUGCUGUUGGUGCAAUGGAAAUCGCCGAUAAAGUUGUAAGAGAUGUUAUGACGAAGAUAGAAGACGUUUUCAUGCUUCCGGAUACCACGAUUCUGAACGCCAAGACAGUAAUGGAAAUUGUGAAAAUGGGAUAUACCCGAAUUCCAGUCUACCAAUACGGAGAUAAGAAUAAUGUGACCGAUAUGUUGUUCGUGAAAGACUUGGCUCUCCUGGAUCCAGAUGACAAUUUCACAGUGAAAACUGUUUGUGGUUAUCAUAAACAUCCAGUGAAGUUUGUGAUGAAUGACACUCCACUUCCACAUUUGUUGGAGGCUUUUAAGAAAGGAGAGGGACAUUUAGCGAUGGUUAAGAGGCUGAUUAACACUGAUGAUAGACAUGAUCCGAGUUAUGAAUUGGUCGGAGUGGUUACGUUGGAGGAUAUUGUCGAGGAGAUUUUGCAGGCCGAGAUCAACGACGAAUUUGACAUUGUUACUGAUAACGUGAACAAGGUAAAAAUCAAGAAGGAUCAAAAUCGAGAUGCCACAAAAUACUUUGGAGACCACGAAGCCCCACAAACCAUGAUUUCUAUGCAGCUCCAAAUGGUUGCUCUCCAAUGGUUGGUCUCCAACGAACGCGCUUUCCGUCAAGAGUUCCUUGACACAAAUGUUCUGGAACGCAUUCGAAGUAGUGCAAGGCGAGUGGACGUCUCAGCGUUGAUGGCCAUGGGUGACGAUGCGAUCAAUGUUCCAAGACUGGCAAAAGUGUACACCAAAGAUGAACCAAGCGACAAAUACAUUCUAAUCCUAGAAGGACGUAUUAAUGUAACCAUUGGAUCCAGUGGCAUGAUUUUUGAAGCUGGACCUUGGCAUCAUUUUGGAGGAGAGAUUAUGGCAAAAAUGGUCGAAGGAGCUGCCACAUUGGGAAGGAGUAUGAGCAUUGUGGGAACUUCGGAUUUGUCGGCCAGGCGGCCAGAUUUGAUGUUCAGACCAGACUACUCGGCUGUUGUCAAGGAUGAUUGUACUUAUUUGGAAAUCUCAGUGUCUGCGUUUAUCAAUGCGUACAAGGCGUCGUUGAUGCAAAGGGAAAGGCCAAUAAACGACAUGUCUGACUACUCCCACAACUCCUCCGCUCACAAUUCGAACUUGUCGUUGGCCGAACCGGGACCAAUAACGGAUCCAUCAGCUAUGCUGGUCCCAGAAAAUGUCAGAAAACCAUCAAUUGUUUCAGUGGAAGCAACGCCAAGGGUGCUCAACAUGAUAGGACAACAUCCGGUGGCACCGGUUGCCGAGGAG